Eublepharis macularius is the source of this 3339-nucleotide messenger RNA. RefSeq names its product interferon regulatory factor 5 (gene IRF5). Lineage: Eukaryota; Metazoa; Chordata; Lepidosauria; Squamata; Eublepharidae. Gene Ontology annotation, cellular component: nucleus. The transcript has 9 exons. The record is from RefSeq and is a predicted model, not a curated record. Gene Ontology annotation, molecular function: DNA-binding transcription factor activity, RNA polymerase II-specific; protein binding; RNA polymerase II cis-regulatory region sequence-specific DNA binding. Bases 80 to 1603 code for a protein of 507 amino acids. Gene Ontology annotation, biological process: immune system process; regulation of transcription by RNA polymerase II.
UCGGACGCCCAGCCCGGAGCCAGCAGCGGCUGCCGCGACGGGGAGCCAGGUUGGGGUCCCGGCAGCCAGCCGCGUCGCCAUGAGCUCCCAACCUCGUCGCAUUCGUCUGAAGCCCUGGUUAGUGGCGCAAGUGAACAGUGGUCAAUACCCGGGUCUGUACUGGGUGGAACCUGAGCGGAAACGCUUCUGCAUCCCCUGGCGCCAUGCCACGCGGCACAUCCCCAGCCAAGAAGACGAGAACACCAUUUUCAAGGCCUGGGCCAAAGAGACCGGUAAGUUCAAUGAAGGAGUGGACGAACCGGAUCCUGCCAAGUGGAAAGCCAACUUGCGCUGUGCCCUCAACAAGAGCCGCGAGUUCAACCUCAUCUACGAUGGGACCAAGGACACCCCCAUGCAGCCUUACAAGAUCUACGAGGUUUGCGACGUGCCGCAGCCCAACGGAGAGACUUUUGUCGGAGAUGAACCUGCUGGAGGUGAAGAAGAGGAGGAGUUACAGAAGAUGAUGCCCACGUUGAGGAUUGCAGACUCUGGCCACGGCGUGGAGCCGCUCCCUCCCUACCCGUGGCUGAAGCAAGAGAUCCCCUACUCCAGCUCUUGCGGCAACGGGUCUUUCCCACACUUGGGGCCUCCAGAUGUCCCCGGCAUGUCUCCGCCUCCUCCCCCCGUCGGACCUCCCUCGGCAUUCGCAGUAGGACGGGAGCCCACAGCGCCAAACUUUGCCGAAACUGCCGACCAGAUGCGGCUAGCAUCCCUCGUCCCUGGGGCUGUGGAGCCUUUGCCCCAGGCCGCCUGCCCUGUGGCACCCAUGGAGCAGUUCAUUCCCAGCUUGCUGAUCAGCCCCCACAUGCUACCACUGACGGACCUCGACAUCAAGUUCCAGUACCGGGGCCGCUCCGUGGGCAACCUGACGAUCAGCAACCCGCACGGCUGCCGCCUUUUCUACAGCAACUUGGAGCCUACUCAGGAGCAGGUGGACCUCUUUGGGCCGUUGACGCUGGAGCAGGUGCGCUUCCCCAGCACGGAGGCCGUGCCCAGCGAGAAGCAGCGCUUCUACACCAACCAGCUGCUGGACGUCUUGGAUCGGGGCCUCAUCCUGGAGCUGCAGGGCCAGGACAUUUACGCCAUCCGCCUGUGCCAGUGCAAAGUGUUCUGGACCGGGCCGUGUGCCGGGGAGCUGGCCGGCCCCAACCCCAUCGAGCGCGAGAAGAAAAUCAAGCUCUUCAGCUUGGAGAGUUUCCUCAACGGACUCAUCAUGUUCCAGAAAGGACAGAGCACCGUGCCUCCACCCUAUGAGAUUUUCUUCUGUUUUGGAGAAGAAUGGCCGGACCACAAGCCAAAGGAAAAGAAGCUGAUCACAGUCCAGGUGGUCCCGGUAGCUGCCCGCCUUCUCUUGGAAAUGUUCUCUGGGGAACUGUCCUGGUCAGCUGACAGCGUCCACCUCCAAAUCUCGCACCCGGAUCUCAAGGACAAGAUGGUGAAGCAGUUCAAGGAACUGCACCAGCUCUGGCAAACGCAGCAGAACAUCCAGCUCCAGGCCUUAGAGCCGACAGGGCCAGACACGUGGCCGAUGCAGACCAACGCCGCUGACCAGAUGCACCACUGAAGGGCACACGGGGCAGUCUUGCAGUCACCAGCAUGGCACUGGGGCAUCCUGUGGUUAGGCUGGACUCGGCAGGAACCCCCUCUUCUGAGCCGCGCACAGUGAAGCCAUUUGACAGAAGCUGUAGGCCGAGGGCUGAAGUGCUAUUUCCAGCUAUUCUAAAAGGAUAAAAGAGGCAGCUGGAAGGGGGGAAGGGAGAAGCAGGAGAAACUUGUGGGAGCCGGUAGGCUGGUCUUGUGCUCAGAACUGCACAGCCCAUCCCUUACCCUGCUGUCUCCUAAAAGCAGACAAGUUUGCUAGAUGUCAAAAUUGCCAUGUUGGACUAUUCCUCUGCUUCCAAGAGGGGACAGCCAGGUGGUCCAAGGAAGCCCUUGAGGAGGACUUGAAGGCGAGAGCUCAUUCUAGCGACGUGAGAAGCAGAAACCUCGCGGAGGGCAGCAGCUGGACUUGCUUGCCGAGGAGGAGCUCGUGCCCAGGGGCUGCUGCCGUCCCUAGUUUGUGUUACAGAGUGACUAAAAAGCCUGGAUAGAAAGGAGGCUGGGGGAGAGGGACUUCAGAAGCCACGCGGCCUUCAGCCCUCUUCUCCCUGCCCCCCUCCUUCGGUUGGUGCAGGCAGCAGCCCCCUCCCACCCCUUUUGGAGACACUGACCCUGCAAACUGUCUAAAGUAGCCCACCCCUCUGGCCCAGACCUCGAUGUGCCCACGGACUCCCUGCACAACAGGCGCCGAAUGAACGUUUGGAAACAAAAACCACCACGUUGCUAGUCCUUAUGAAUGGGAGGAAGCUGUGCUUGCCAAAGUAGAGCACGCUGGAAUUUUACGAGUCAGGGAGGCCUUUGAGGAGCUAUUGAGCAGUCAGGUGUGGAGGGGGGGGGGCAGUUCAUUCACUCUCGUUUUCAACCAGUGUUUGCCAGAGGGGAUCUGACUCUUGCCUCCUCCCCUGCCUCCAGUGGUUUUCUUACAGACCAAUACUGCUUUUGGAAGUGGAUUAAGAUGCUUUGGAGCAGAACAGUGUUAUAAGGCAAGACAGCUGUGUGGUUUUAUCCCCAACUGUGUAUAGUCUAUUUGAAGGACAAAGACAGACACACACCCCUUCCCUACCCUACGUAGUUAUGGAUGUGGAUACUCCGUCCUAUCACGGUCGGUCUGCCCGCCCGCCCUCUGCGACCUCUUUCCCUGCCUGGUGUCACUAGAUUAUGCUGUGGAAUGUAUAACGUGUGCAAAUGGGAGCACUUCCGAGUGCAGAAAUUCAGGGCUUCUUUUGCAGGCUGGGGAGUCACAGCGGUGCACCGAAGGAGAAAGGACAGCCUGCUGCUAUUCUUCAAGCUUGGGGAUUGUGGCCCAAGAAUGGAGAAGGCUGCUCAUGGCCGGGGAUUUGAGCAGUCUGGUGCAGAGGCUGUGAAUUCUCUCGCUCUUACAUGCAGCUGCCUCAAUGCACAGGGCUGAAGGGAAGAUUACAGCUCUAACCCCCUGUCCCUGCUAGAGUCAGACUGCAAAUUCCACCAGGCCCAGCACGGAGGGCAGGGCAGCGGCACCCUGAUUUUUCCCCUUGGACAUUCUGGGUCAGGCCCAGCCGAAACACGCCACCCUCAGCCACAGAAGCCAGGAGGGCCAAGGUUCCCUCCACCCACCGACAGAUUCAGGCAGCUGCCACCAAUAGCUACAGAACUCGAGUUCCGCCUGGACUCAGGCCUGGAGCAUGCUGGCCUUAUCUGUGAAAUAAAAGCAAUGACUACUUU